AUGGGUUGUUUACAAACAAAAUAGCAUGCAAGAAUAGUACCAAUGCAAACUAGUCAUAAUGAUUCAGUAUUUACAUCAACCACAGACAUCCAUUCUAUUUACAAUUUUGGUAAAGUACUUGGAAUAGGUUCUUUUGGCAAGGUUGUUUAAGCAACAAUGAAAAAUAAUUCAAAGAAACAAUAUGCCAUAAAGAUUAUAGACAAAAACAAUCUUCAUGGAAAAGAAGCAUAAUUGGCUAAUGAAAUAUAUACUCUAAAAAAAUUGGAUCACCCAAAUAUAAUUAAGUUUUACGAAGUCUAUCAAAGUGAAAUAUAUAUUUAUAUAUGUAUGGAAUUCUGUGAAGGAGGAGAGUUAGUAGAAAGAAUUGCAAAACAACAAAUAAAUUUAACUGAACACUAAGUAUAAAGAAUAAUAUCUAAAGUAUUCAUUAUUCAUUAUUUAGUUAUGUUCAGCUGUUGUCUAUAUUCAUGAAAAAGGAAUAGUGCAUAGAGAUAUUAAAGCGGAGAACAUUUUAUUUACUGAAUAAAGUUUGUAUUCUGAGCCUAAAUUAAUUGAUUUUGGGUUUGCAAACAAAUUUGAUAUAAUACAUAGAAGAAGGAAAUUAAAAACUUUUAUAGGUACACCUCUGUAUAUGCCACCUGAAGUUAUAGAAGGAGAUUACGAUGAAAAAUGUGAUAUUUGGAGUUUAGGUGUCCUUCUUUAUAGUCUUUUAUGUGGAUCUCCUCCUUUUCUGGGAUAAUCAAAAGAGAAACUAUUUCUUAAUAUACGUAGUAAAGAUGUUAAAUUUGAAUCUAAAGUUUGGAAUACUAUAUCAGAAGAAGCUAAAGAUUUACUAAAUUAAAUGCUUUCUAAAGAUCCUUAAUCAAGACUUUCAGCAAAAGAGUGUUUAGAUCAUCCUUGGUUUUAAACUAAAUAGAAUCCCUCUUUAUAACUCAAUAAUAAAAUGAAUGUUGCUUAAAUGUAAUAAGAUCGUACUAUUUAUUAAAUGCUAAAAACUUAUAGAGGAGGAGCUAAAUUCAAAAAGGAAGUUACAAAGGUACUCAUCAAUUAAAUGAAUGAAUCUGAAUUAUAACAUUUAAAAUAGAUUUUUUCUAAAAUUGAUGUUGAUAACUCAGGGACCAUAACUGUUGAAGAACUUAAAGCAGCCCUUAUUAAAGAAGGAUCAAUUGUUACACAUUGGGAAAUUGAACAAUUGAUUUAAACUAUCGUCUUAGAAGAAGAUGAAGGUAUCUAACUUAUGGGAGAAUAGGAAGGAACUCAAUUUGUAGAAACUAAAUCACCUUAACCAUUGAUGAUUAAAUAUACUGAUUUUUUGGCUGCUUGUAUAGAUCAAAGAAAACUUUUUACUAGAGAGAGAGUAUAUAUCUAAUCUAUUAAAAUUAGUUAUGGUCUUUGUUUAAGUAUUUCGACACUCUAAACGUUGGCUAUAUUUAAAAAGAUGAUAUUAGAGAAGCACUAGCUAGACAUGGAAGAUAAAUUUCGGAAAGCAAUCUCAAUGAUAUGCUCAAUGAAAUCAAACCUAAUAAUAAUAAUUAGAUCUCUUUUGAUGAAUUUUGUUAAAUGAUGUGUGAUUAAGGAAUCGAUAAGACCAUGAAUAUUAAAGAUGAGUUCAAAGAACCUCCAUCAAGAGUAGAUUGA
Messenger RNA from Paramecium sonneborni, 1638 nucleotides. NCBI's taxonomy places the organism in Eukaryota, Ciliophora, Oligohymenophorea, Peniculida, Parameciidae. The record is from the annotation of a GenBank genome assembly.